Molecule: messenger RNA, 1521 nt
Organism: Rhinocladiella mackenziei CBS 650.93
Lineage: Eukaryota; Fungi; Ascomycota; Eurotiomycetes; Chaetothyriales; Herpotrichiellaceae
Exons: 3
Coding region: 1-1521 (506 amino acids)
Cellular component (GO): membrane
Molecular function (GO): serine-type endopeptidase activity
Source: RefSeq, a predicted model, not a curated record
AUGCCGUUCAGUAUUCUCACACCUCCAGUCAUCACGGCUUCUUGCAUCGCCCAGAAACUCAAGCCGUACGGUUCGGACAAGAAACCAGAGAAAGGAUUGAAAUUUCGAGACGUCGAGCUCAGCAGAAGAGAAGUCCUGAACAUAUUUGGAUCACAAGCCCCUCCUACAUCCUUCGCCAAUCGACUUCUCCGAGUCCUCCACGGACGUCGCCACGAUGGCACUUUGGAUCUUCCGCUUCCGGACGAUGUGCAAUCACAGCUACAUAAAUAUCCCUAUGCUUUCGAUGACGGCCUGCACUGGCUGCGACAGACGUAUCCAAUUGACGAAGAUGCUGCCAUUAUGGCCCGCAUUGAUCGAGAAGAGCAUGAGCUGGAAAGAGACAACCCUGCGGAUCUGAUUCAAAGAGGGCAAGAUCUGGGACUUUAUAGAGGACCUCAGAGUGGACACUACGAGGCCAAACUAAGCGACAAAGAAGGUGAUGUCUGGGGUGUUAGUGAAUUGGAGAAAAUUCGAGAAGAGAACAUGGCCAGGGCGGCGAAGGAAGAGGAGGAAUUGGAUGCGCAGAUCGAGGAGCAAAUAGCACGACUCAAAUCGGAACAGACCAAAGCAAUUGCACAACGACCCGAGCACGGACUUCAGUCGGCAAAGGAGGUUCGACCCCCGAAUUCCGUGGAGAGAUGGGUUCUCAAGGCACGGAAUCGAGCCACGUCGAAACUGGCGCUUGAAUCACCGGAGAUUGCGGAGAUGACGAUAAGCCAACGACUUUUUCCAUCAUUUAUCUUCGUGGCCUUGCUCUGCGGUGGCGGCUACCUCUUUGCCCAGUACUGGGAGAGACCGAAACAGUCUGAACGAUUGUUCCCCGAUGUUUCCAUGUCCUUCGCGACCGUUGGCACUCUGGUCUUACUCAAUUUUGCUAUAUUCGGUGCUUGGCGGAUUCCCCCUCUGUGGCGGCCUCUAAACAAGUACUUCAUCAUCGUUCCGGGAUAUCCCUAUGCGUUCAGCAUGCUCGGCAGUCUCUUCAGCCAUCAAAAAUUCACCCAUUUUCUCCUGAACAUGGGACCUUUAAUCCUUUUCGGCCUUCCUCUCCAUGAGGAAGUAGGCCGGGGGACCUUUAUGGCAAUCUAUCUCUCAUCAGGGUUGAUUGCAGGUUUUACUGGUCUGGCCCGCUUCGCCAUUCAGCGCUUGCUGACGACGAGCACAUUGGGAGCGAGUGGAUGUGUUUAUGGGACCCUUGCGGCCUAUUUGACUCUUCACGCUGAUGACAAAUACGCUCUUUUCUUUCUGCCUCCCGACUUGGCCGAAUCAUUCUCAUUCCGAGGGAGUUCCCUUCUGGCCGGUAUAACCCUGAUGCAAGUCAUCGGUAAUUUCAGAGCGCUGCACAAAAUAGGUUAUCUCGAUCAUCUGGUUGGCAUUGUAGUGGGAUGCGCUAGUGCAUAUGCCUGGCAAAUGAACCAGCCGAAGAGAGAUCCCCCAAAGAAGCAGCAAAAUUGGUGGGAGAAUCUUGUCGGCAGGAAACCGUGA